AUGGGGGCGCCCCCGGGCUACCGGCCCUCGGCCUGGGUGCAUCUGCUGCACCAGCUGCCCCGCGCCGACUUCCAGCUCCGCCCGGUGCCCAGCGGCUUCGCGCCCCAGGAGCAGGGGUACCAGCAGGCCCUGUUGCUGGUGGCGGCCUUAGCAGGUCUGGGCCUGGGCCUAAGCCUCAUCUUCAUCGCUGUCUACCUCAUCCGCUUCUGCUGCUGCCGACCCCCCGAGCCCCCAGGGACCAAGAGCCCCCAGUCCGGGGGAGGCUGCGUGACCUGGAGCUGCAUUGCUGCCCUUCUCGUCGGCUGCAUCGGGAUUGGCAUCGGUUUCUAUGGCAACAGUGAAACCAGCGAUGGGGUGUCCCAACUCAGCUCUGCACUGCUGCAUGCCAACCACACACUCAGCGCCAUCGACCACCUGGCAUCAGAGACGGUGGAGAGGCUAGACCAGGCGGUGAGGACGGAGCUGACCACACUGGAGGAGGUGCUUGCCCAGCGCACGGAGCUGGUGGCUGCUGCCCGGGGUGCCCGGCGGCAGGCCGAGGCGGUGGCCCUGCAGCUGCAGGGGCUGGCCUUCUGGCAGGGCGUGCCCCUGAGCCCCCUGCAGGUGGCUGAGGAGGUGGCCUUCGUGGAGGAGUACAGGUGGCUGGCCUACGUCCUCCUGCUGCUGCUGGAGCUCCUGGUCUGCCUGUUCACGCUGCUGGGCCUGGCGAAGCAGAGCAAGUGGCUGGUGGUCGUGAUGACGGUGAUGAGUUUCCUGGUGUUGGUGCUGAGCUGGGCCUCCAUGGGCCUGGAGGCGGCCACGGCUGUGGGCCUCAGCGACUUCUGCUCCAAUCCUGAUACUUAUGUUCUGAACCUGACCCAGGAGGAGACUGGGCUGAGCUCAGACAUCCUCAACUACUAUUUCCUCUGCAACCAGGCGGUGUCCAACCCCUUCCAGCAGAGGCUGACUCUGUCCCAGCGAGCUCUGGCCAACAUUCACUCGCAGCUACAGGGCCUGGAGCGUGAAGCUGUGCCUCAGUUUCCCUCCGCACAGAAGCCUCUGCUGUCCCUGGAGGAGACACUGAAUGUGACGGAAGGAGACUUCCACCAGCUGGUGGCGCUGCUGCACUGCCGCGGGCUGCACAAGGACUAUGGCGCCGCCCUGCGGGGCCUGUGUGAGGAUGCCCUGGAGGGCCUGCUCUUCCUGCUGCUGUGCUCCCUCCUGUCCGCUGGGGCCCUGGCCACCGCCCUGUGCAGCCUGCCCCGCGCCUGGGCCCUCUUCCCGCCCAGGAGUCCAAGCGCUUUGUGCAGUGGCAGUCGUCUAUCUGAGCCCCUCCUCCCCGCCUGCCUGGAGCCCGCCUCCCCUCUCCGCUCCCUCCCUGGCUGCCGGAGGAGACCCCACUAACCUGAUGCUCCUGGCAAUGGACACCCCGAGCCGGGCUGCCUCCCACCUGAUCCUGCACCCCCCAUCCGUCCUUAGCCUGGGGGUCACCCAUGGGCCAAGCCAAGGACCAGGGCUAGGGGAUAGGAAUCCCCCUGGCCCUGCCAUGCCCCACUGGGCCUGGGACCCCGGACUGGAACUUGUGGCACUAACUUGCAAGGGUUCACUUGAAAUAAAUGGGAAGACUUCUAUUUUA
Molecule: messenger RNA, 1615 nt
Organism: Ochotona curzoniae (black-lipped pika)
Lineage: Eukaryota; Metazoa; Chordata; Mammalia; Lagomorpha; Ochotonidae
Gene: TTYH1
Product: tweety family member 1
Exons: 13
Coding region: 1-1383 (460 amino acids)
Cellular component (GO): plasma membrane; smooth endoplasmic reticulum membrane
Molecular function (GO): intracellularly calcium-gated chloride channel activity; volume-sensitive chloride channel activity
Source: RefSeq, a predicted model, not a curated record